UUUCAUUUAAAUUUUAUUUAAACAUCAAUUUUACAUUUGAAUAAUUAAGUAACGAGUCCAUAUUAUUUCAUUUUUAAAUUCAAAGUGACUUGUGCGGUUUUUGUAUUUAUUUAUUUUUAAAUACUCAGUGAAGUUUAUUAAAAAGUGAAUGAUAGAUUCAACUAUGGAAGUGUCGGAAACGUCUGUAAAUGACAAUGAUGUUGAUCAAAAAAUGGAAAAUAAUAAUGAUAACAAUAAUGAGGAUAAUAAUGAUGAAGACGAUGAUAGUGAAAAGUUAGAAAUGGUACAGGACGUCAAAGAAGAUGUUGAUGUUAAAAUUGAACCUAAAGAAACGGUACUCGAUGAAGAUGGUUCGACAGUUGAAGAAACUUAUGAAAUUACAACUACUAGACGUAAAACUACAACUACUACAUACAAAAUCCAGGAAACUUCAGCGUCACACAAAACGACGACGAUGACAACAGCCGCUAAAUUAUAUGGCAAAGAUUUGAGUGAAUAUGAUGAUGUUGACGUUGAUGAACUUUUAUCUCAGUUAACGCCAGAGGAAAUAAAUAUUUUAGCUAAAGAAGUUGAUCCUGAUGAUAGUUUUAUGCCACCAUCACAAAGAUGUAGUUACGAGUGCGACAAAACCCCAACGGGUCCACUAAACCGUAAAAAAUUAAUUGAACACAUCAAUAAACAAGCACUUGAAACUCCCGAUAUCCCUGAAUUGAAACCAUACGUACCUGGUAUCGUUCGUGGUAAAAAGUGGGUACCACCACCAAAAGAAAAUCUCAAAGAAAAAGAAGCUGACGAACAAAUAUCAAUAGAUUUAGGUGACGAGUAUGAGCAAGCAUUGUCAUCAGCAACACAAGAUGAAAUAAUUGAUUUAGCUGCUAUCCUUGGAUUUCAUUCAAUGAUGAACCAAGAUCAAUACCACGCGUCUCUUUUGAAUUCCGGCCAGCCAGUUGGUCUAGGUUGGGACGGUAUUACUAAAGCGAGCCAGCCUAAAGUAUUUCCUAUGGACCCACCAAAUGACACUGAUGUUGAUCAAUCAAUAAAACAAGUUCAGAAUAAUGAUAUUAAUCUUAUUGAUCUUAAUUUAAAUAAUAUUAAAAAUAUAUCUGACGAACAAUUCUUCAAAUUAUUUGAAGCACUAGAAGGUAAUACACAUUUGGAGUCAUUGAGUUUAACGAAUGUCUGUCUGACUGAUCGGACCGCACAAAGAUUAGCCGAAGCGAUGGAAAAAAAUUCGACAUUAAGAAUAUUAAAUGUGGAGACUAAUUUUAUCAGUCCAACAGUGAUGGUCAGGCUCAUUCGAGCAUUACUAAAGACACAAUCUAUUGAAGAAUUCCGUUGUUCGAAUCAGAGAUCGCAAGUGUUGGGUAAUAAAAUAGAAAUGGAAAUAACACAACUGGUUGAACAAAAUCCAACUUUAUUACGAUUGGGUUUACAUCUUGAAUUUAAUGACGCGAGACAUCGUGUCGCUGCACACUUACAGCGUAACAUCGAUAGGAUACGAAAAUCCCGUCUCGAAGGAUCAUCUGAGAUCAACGACAUGUCUCGAUCAUCAAUGACAAAGGAUUCGCACAAAAAUUCAAGUUACAACAACAAAGAAUCAACCGGAAAAUCAUCAACCAACCAUGAGGAUCAUCACGAACGAUAAAUAUUUAAAAUAAAAAUUUCACAUUAUUACUCUUUAUUUAAGAAACCUCACACAAAUUAAAUCAUUUAUAACUCAAAGAAAUGCCCAAAUGUUAUUAAUUAUUAAUUACUCCACAAGCUAAUCACGCAAAAGUUUAAACUCUACCAAAUAAAAUUUUUUACUCACUAUAAUAAUUAUAAAAAAAAAAUCGUGCAAAAAAAAUGGUCGUUUUAAAAACAAAUAAAAUCCUUUUAUAUUAUUUAAAAAACAAUUAAGACAUGUCAUUUACUAAUUAUUCUAUUGAACUUUUAUUAUAAUUAUUAUAUUAAUAAUAAUAAUGACUAUUAAUAUAUAAAUAAAGUAUUUAAUCAUUAAAUAUUAAUGAAAAAGUUUAUUAUUAGCGCUGCUAUUUA
Molecule: messenger RNA, 2037 nt
Organism: Microplitis demolitor
Lineage: Eukaryota; Metazoa; Arthropoda; Insecta; Hymenoptera; Braconidae
Gene: tmod
Product: tropomodulin
Exons: 10
Coding region: 149-1645 (498 amino acids)
Biological process (GO): myofibril assembly; pointed-end actin filament capping
Cellular component (GO): myofibril
Molecular function (GO): tropomyosin binding
Source: RefSeq, a predicted model, not a curated record